AUGGCAGAACUGAUGGCUGCAGAGUCGGUGACUUUCAGAAACUUCACCAGAAUCGGGCCUGCUAUGUUCCAUGAGCUAUUACAGGUCGUUGGUCCCAGGAUCACGAAGAACCACACCUGGUUCAGACAGUCCAUCAAUCCAGAUUUGAAGUUGACAAUUAACUUAAGAUUCUUGGCCACAGGAGACAGUUACCGCUGUCCACUUGGCUGGGAGUUUUUUAAUGCCAAGUGUUACAUGUUCGUUGGCAACCAGAAACUCAUAAUAGAGGAGGCAGACGCCGACUGCUGGCAUCGGGGUGGCGCUCUAAUCAGUAUUUCCGACGUUAGUGAGCACCAGUUCGUCGUCUCCAGGCUCCGCAUUCUGCACACCUCCGACGAGUAUGGGGUGGGUGACUAUUUUACCAGCGGAAGCUUCUAUGGCGGCCAGCUGUUCUGGGAUAGCGAACUAGAUACGAGUGGACGGAGUUAUUGGGUGACAAACGUCCCGCCUCCUGCCAGCAGCAAGUUUACGAGAAUAGCAUACGUAUGGGGAGGUUCCGGUUUGGGCGGCUACGGCUGGAACGUAGUCCCGUCGAGCCGUCCGGCGUCCUACAUCUGCGAGAUGACGCUGGCAAACGCCGCCUUCAGGCGUAUAGAGGACAGGAGCGUGGCGUACGGCAUGGACCCGUCGGAUACGCAGCAUGUGAAACGCGGGCCGCUCAUUACCGAGGAGCCGAAGGACAUCGUCGUGUUUCCCGGGACACCCAGCACAUUCAUUGAGUGCAAAGCCGAAGGAUACCCGACUUAUAAAUGGCGGCGCGUCAGUCCCAAUGGCGAGUUUCAGGAUGUGACGUCUGCGAUGAAAAGCAGGUACACUCUGACUGGUGGGCGAUUCACGCUACAGAGCCCCGUGGAGACUGAAGACCAGGGCAGUUACCAGUGCUCGGCACAGAACGAGUUUGGAGUCCUAAGUCCUUCUCGCCCGUACCCCCGGAGCGCGCCACAGCCAAGGAGUUUGAGGGAUACAGAAUCGCCUGCCAGGCCCCUUCAUACUACCCAGAGGUCCGCUACAGCUGGUUCCGGAACGGCACGAACGAGCCGAUCUUCGAGAACCACGAGAACAUGUUCGUUUCCGGCGAGCGGUUACCUCUACUUCUCGGACGUACAGGAGACGGACAACAAGAAGUACUUCUGCCUUGUGACGUUAGGCGUCAACGAACUGUGGCAGGCGUCUACCAACCAGCCGCCCAGCGCCAUCAGCCUUGGUGUCUGGCUCGACGUCCUGAAAAACAAUCCUGAUCCCAUUGCUCCUGUGAUCUACACGCACACUUACCCGUCCCCGCCCAUUCGAGGGGCAACCAUCCGCAUCGAGUGUAUCGCCUAUGGAACGCUUCCGCUGAUAUACACUUGGCGAAGAAAGGACGGUCGACCCUUUGAGCCGGGAACCACAAUUUCCGACUUUAGCCGAGUGCUCACUAUUCCGAAUGCUGAAAUUUCUGCAGAAGGGGAUUACGAGUGCACCGUCAAGGGGACGAAGUCGAUUACUUCCAAAGUUAUCGCUCUUACUAUUGAAUCUCGUCCCUAUUUUCCGUUCGGUAUUGGAGACCGCAUAGCCGACCCCGACAAGCAGAUCACGUGGCGCUGCAAGGCGGUCGGCAGGCCCAUGCCGACGUACACCUGGUUCAAGGACGGCGAGCUCCUGCAGGCUGUCCAUGGGGAGAUUGAGAUACAGAAGAAUGUGCUCGUUAUUCGAAAAGUGAAUGAGAACCGGGACCAGGGGAUGUACCAGUGUGGUGCCAGCAACCUGUACGGGACCACCUACAGCUACGGACAGCUCAAGGUCUUACGGUUCGCACCGUCAUUUGCGCGCCAUCCCAUGGCUGACAGCGUCAGCAUUCCUGAGGGCGGGAACUUUACCAUCCGCUGUGACGUAGAGGGCGCGCCGGAACCGGAAGUAAUUUGGCUAAAGAACGGCGCUCCGUUGGGCGUCGUGGGAGGCAAUUUGGGCGGUAACAUUGGCAUGACGGUGGACUUUGCGCUGGUCUUGAGCAACAUCGUGCAGUCAGACGCUGGUCUGUACACGUGCCAGGCAACGAACUCAGAGGGCCAGGUCUCUAGCGCAAUACAGGUCAAGGUCGUGGUCGGUAUCAUCAUGACACGUCCCCCGUCAGAUGAGUCCGUGUUGAUCAACCGUACGGCGUUUAUAUACUGCCAGGCUGGAUACAACGCGCAGCAGUUUGACGUCAUGUACGUCUGGCGUCUCAACGGUCACGUGAUUAACGUCUCAUUGUCUGACGGCCACUACAGACAGGAAUUCCGGGAGAAUCAGUACGGUCUGUACAUCCUUAACGCCCAGUACGAGCACGCCGGGUACUACGAGUGCCAGGCGAUGACGACCAUACACUCCGUGCGCGCGGGAGCCAUGCUGCGCGUAUAUGGACCACCAGGGGCGCCGGCCGGAGUCUACGUGUUCGGGCCCGUGGACGCCACUUCCGCCCGGCUCGUGUGGACGAUCGGAUCGGAUGUGCACCACGGGAGCCUCAUCAACUUUUAUGACGUCGAGGCGGAAAUGCAUCUGAUCCGGCCCAACCAGUGGGAGGUGGUCAUGACAGACAUCCCGGAGCAACAGGCGCAGCUGCAGGCCUCCGAAAUGGGCUUUCGGCAGGACCAGCGCACCGUCUUGGUAGACACGCUACUUCCGGACAUCUCGUAUCGCUUCCGGUUGCGCGCGUCGAAUUCGUACGGCAAGGGACAGGAAGCCAGCCGACCAUCCAUCAGUAUCAAGACGGACGCCACGGCCCCACUGUCGGCCCCUACCAACAUCCGGGGCAAUGACGAAGGCAAAGUGGGGACGCUGAAUAUCCAAUGGGAUGCCCUUGACGUGUCCCAGUACGGCAGCGAUAACGUGGGGUACAACAUCUACUUCAAGAAGAAAAACGAUGCAAAGGAAUUUCAGCAUGCAAAAGUCGCAGGCGGUGAGUCCAAAUCCUACACGCAUCUAGUUGGCCUAGAGAACUAUUACCUCGAGUACACGGUGAAGAUUGGCGCCUAUAACGACAAAGGCAGCGGCCCAAAUUCAACCGAGACAGGUGUCAUGUCCGCUGAAGGAAUGCCCCUGGCCACAGUGUUGAUGGGAGACUGUAACAACUACAACGGUUCCGCUUUCUCUAUGGCCUGGAACCAGGUGGAAGACACACGCGAGAAACUGAAGGGGCGUCUCAAGGGAUAUAGGAUUCGCUACUAUGAGAAGGACGUUGAAGAUCACGUGUGGUGGUAUGACGUGUACGGACAGGCUGACAGCGCCAUCAUCAUCGGCCUCAAGGACAACACCAACUACUGGGCCUCCGUCCAGGUCAUGAACUAUGCCGGGGUCGGACCGCAGGGCGAGUACCGCCUUGCCGAGACGUUUCAUCUUCCACCCCAGCAAUACCCUCGACAUGUGAAGGUGUUUCCCCAUACCCAGAAUUCCGUGCGAGUCACAUGGCAAGAGAUUAUGACGUAUUAUGGCGAGGAGAUGAUCCAGGGAUAUAUUAUACGAGUGUGGAAAGUGCAAGAAGACAUCAGGUCUGCACGUGAUGUCAUAGUUGACGUCGUUUCCGAGGCGAUUGUCGACGGUUUGCAGACGAAGACAGUCUAUGUUCUGCGCGUGCUCGGGUUCUCAAUCGGAGGGGACGGCCAUCUUAGUCCGCACGUGUACUUCACUGUGGAAGGUCAAGCCGUUCCGUUCGACCCGACAACGACACGCUUCUGUUUUGACCAUACUACUUGUCGUGACUCGGCCAUUGGUCAUCGCGCUUCAAUAUUGACUAUCUGUGUGGCCUGUGUUCUUAAUUUCAUCCGACGGUUGUGGAUUCGAUAUGCAUAAUGUAUAACAUCGCUCUAGGAAAACGGGGUUUAAAGCAUCUUCGUAAAGUGGCGUCCCGGUUAACAAUUUUUUCUUGUAUGGUAUUUACGUUUAACAGUAGUCUCUGCUUAGUGAAAAUCCAGCGGAAAGUUUCGUCCCUUAUAAGCCCGUGCGGACUGCACAGGCUAAUACACGAUAACUCUUUACGAAAAUGCAUUUAACCAUGUUGUACAAGAACGACAAUCAAUUAUCUGCAUAUUUUGCAUGUUCUUUCCAUUAUAUUGCAUUCCUUUAAACCAUUUUAAUUCCAUUUUUCGAAUAGAAAUGCUAUCAUACGCGCAGUGGCGGCGGAAGUGACGUUGAUUUUAAAGUGAAAGUUGUUCCGGAUUUGUGUUUGUCAAGUCUUGUGUCACGCUUAAAUCAAACAUAAAACAGUAUUCUCCGUAUGAACAUUUAAACGAUUGGACAAAUACGGUAGCUGAAGUUUUAUUGUUCACAUUAUGGGUUGUACACUCUAAAUGGGAUAAGUGAGUAUGUGAUUUUUUACUCAUUGAAAAUACUUUAAAAUUAUUUAAGAGCAGUUAUAAUUUAGUAGGUUAAAAUGUUCCUACUAAAGAAAAAAUACCAAGCCUAUUUUGUAAGACUUAGUUGGAGAUAGUUUGAAUGUGUAUAUUAUACAUUUUAAACAACUGUUCAAUUAGUCUUCAAUGUUUAUGAUAGACUGAAAAAAGGGGGGUACAUGUACCGUGCACCAAAAGCGUAAAAAAGGUUUUGUGUGUGAAAUAUACGUAUGAAGGUGUCUCCUUGUAUGAACGAUCUCUUCAUGACAUUACAUAUUGAGCCUCGGUCAUGGAACAUUAGAAUUAAUACAUGUGCGUUAAGUGCAUCCCACAUUAGCCUGUGCAAUGCGACACUUUUUGGAUUAACUGGAUUUUCUAUAAGAAGAACAUUUCCAUAAAAGCGAAAAGGUUCGCAUUGAUUAGCCUGUGCGGACUGAAUAGACUUAUCAGGGACGGCGCUUUGUGCAUAUGCAUCGUUGCUGUUUUUUCCAAAACAAAGGCUCAAUUGAUUGUAUGAUUACGUUGGUAACUGUGUUGGUUGUUAGUAAAGUAUAUCCGAAACUACUUUUUGUAUGUUACUUGUAACUCAUCAUGUUAGUUUUAGCCAUAUACAUAUAUAUGCAAAUAGUGUAUAUGCUAUACACAUUUUUAAAUGUGAGGUAUGUUUAAAAUGAUAUUUGAAUUGUAUAACACACUUUGUAUAUGUUUUGUAUAUACAUUUUGUAUUAGUUUUAGAGUUUAGAACGGUUUUUAGUACAUGUUUUCGAUACUUGUUUUGUAUACUACACUUUUUAUGUGUGUGUAUGAACAUAUGUCUUAGUUGUAGAUUUUAAAAACGGUUUUUAUUACACUUUAAUAAAUGCGUAAAUAAAUAUA
Messenger RNA from Dreissena polymorpha, 5258 nucleotides. RefSeq names its product contactin-like. Gene Ontology annotation, biological process: cell-cell adhesion. The record is from RefSeq and is a predicted model, not a curated record. The transcript has 27 exons. Gene Ontology annotation, molecular function: protein binding. The coding region runs from base 1 to 3843 and encodes 1280 amino acids. NCBI's taxonomy places the organism in Eukaryota, Metazoa, Mollusca, Bivalvia, Myida, Dreissenidae.